CCGGGAAGAUAAAAGCAGUAUUUCUUACCCCAUUCCGCCAUUUUUGUUUUACAUCAUUCUACUUCCAAAUUCACACACAGAUCUUCUUCUUCUACACAUAAUUAUCUUGAAUCUUGAUCCUUCUUCACCCACCCAGUUAUACAGAUCUCAAUCAGAGUUCAUUUCGAAUGAUGUCUACUCCAAAACCCACUUCAAGAUUCAUCUAUCUCACAAUAAUCCUUCUCCUUUCACUCACUUUUAUCAUUAAUUCAAAAGCCAACGAAGAUUCCGACGACAUUGAAGAUCUUAUAGCAUUAGACGAAGAAGAAGAAGAACAGUCGUCACCAGCAAGCGACGGAACCCACCACCCUAAACCGUCGUCUGAGGCGGAGCUGUUGACCAAAGCUCAAAGAAUAGUUCUGGAACUCAAUAAUGAUAAUACCCAGAUGGCUAUCGAUCGAAAUGAGUUUGUUUUAGUUCUGGGUUAUGCACCUUGGUGUGUUAGAAGUGCUGAACUCAUGCCUAGGUUUGCAGAAGCUGCUAGUUCUUUGAAUGAACUGAAGAAUCCCAUUUUAAUGGCAAAGAUUGAUGCUGAAAGGUACCCAAAAGUAGCUUCGAAUCUUGGGAUCAAAGGGUAUCCAACUUUGCUUCUUUUCAUCAAUGCCACUUCUCAAUCUUAUACGGGUGGAUUUUCAUCGGAAGAAAUGGUGAUUUGGGUAAGGAAGAAGACUGGUACACCUGUUAUUAGAAUCAACUCCAUUGAUGAAGCUAAUGAUUUCCUCAAGAAACAUUCUGUGUUUGCAGCUGGUUUAUUUGAUAAAUUUGAGGGACCUGAUUACGAAGAAUUUGUAGACGCAGCAACUACAGACAACGAGAUUCAAUUUGUUGAAACGAGCAGCCCCCAAAUUGCCGAUAUUUUAUUUCCAGAUGUGAAAUCUACUAACGCAUUUCUUGGUAUUGUUAAAAGUGAGCCAGAACGAUACACUUUAUAUGAAGAUGCUUUCACGAAGGACGGGAUUCUGCAAUUUUUGAACGAUAACAAGUUCCCGUUGGUCACUUUCCUGACCGAAGUGAAUUCUGCCAAAGUUUACUCCAGUGAUAAACUUCAGGUUUAUGUCUUUGCCGAAGCUGAUGAUUUCAAGAAAUUACUAGAGCCAUUUCAAGAUGCCGCUAGGAAGUUCAAAUCAAAGAUUAUGUUUGUAUUUAUAGACAUCAAAGACGACAACCUUGCAAAGCCGUUCCUAACUUUAUUUGGGUUGGAAGAAUCAGAAGAGACUCUUGUGACGGCCUUCGAUUACAAAAGUGGUGCCAAGUAUUUGUUAGAGUCGGAUCCAACGCCCGCAAGAAUAGAAGAGUUUUGCUCGAGGCUUCUAAAGGGUACUUUGCCGCCGUUCUACAAGUCCCAAGCAAUACCAGAUAAUAAAGGUGCAGACGUUCUAACCGUUGUUGGGAAAACAUUUGAUGACUUGAUCCUAAGAAGCUCUAAGAACAUCGUUCUAGAGAUACACACACCAUGGUGCUUGAGCUGUGAAACUACAAGCAAACAAGUAGAGAAGUUGGCAAAACACUUCAAGGGGUUGGAAAAUAUGGUUUUCGCAAAGAUUGACGCGUCUGUAAACGAGCACCCGAAAUUGGAGGUGGACGAUUAUCCAACAUUGUUGUUCUACCCUGGGAGCAACAAGUCGAAUCCGAUCAAGAUGCCUACAAAGUCUAGUGCCAAGGAUUUGGCAAUACUGAUCAACAAACAUCUAAAAGCAGAGGCAGAGGCACAGGAUGAGCAGCAAAUUCCAAAAGAUGAGCUUUAGGCAUAUGAUUAGAAUGAGAGCAUACAUAGCACAUUUUAGAUGAUGAUGGUUUAGGUUUAUUGACCCUCCCACAUGUACAAUUAACUAUAAAUUGGUUUUAAGAGUAAACCCCAGAGUUCAUUAAGCCACUG
Molecule: messenger RNA, 1915 nt
Organism: Cynara cardunculus var. scolymus (artichoke)
Lineage: Eukaryota; Viridiplantae; Streptophyta; Magnoliopsida; Asterales; Asteraceae
Product: protein disulfide isomerase-like 1-6
Exons: 12
Coding region: 168-1784 (538 amino acids)
Biological process (GO): response to endoplasmic reticulum stress; protein folding
Cellular component (GO): endoplasmic reticulum
Molecular function (GO): protein disulfide isomerase activity
Source: RefSeq, a predicted model, not a curated record